GAAAGAUUUUCGGCAACAAUGGCGGCUUCUGCGGACACGAACAAGCCACUGUCUCUUCCUGUGCUCCAGGUGAUGCGAAUGACUCACUCACGAGAGGAGAUCACCACGUCACCUGUUUGCCUCUCUGUGCGUGCGCAGGAUCUGAUCAAGAGAGAUCCUGAAGCAUACAGAGAAGAGUACGGACACCGAGAGAUGUGCACAGAUGCACAAAGAGGGAAGGAGGGAGAUGUGUGUUAUGUGAGUUUGAUCUGUGUGAGCAGGUAUGAGUCGCAGGAGGCUCACUUCUCGUCGAGUCUGUCCAUUUUGCGGCUGAAGCCCAACAAAUAUGACAAAGACUUCAACGAACUCACCAUGUUCCUCGCACACGUAAGUACACAGACAGAUGCACUCACACUGACUGACACACACCAUCAAAUGGCAGGCACCUGUGUGUCUGUGGUGCGUGUGUGUAGGUGACGCCCUGCUACCAGAACCAGCAAAAUCAGCAGCAGAACAGUGCCGCCGGUAAGUCGUUGUGUGUCUGCCAUGUGUACAGGUGCAGCUGUUGACUGACACGUGUGUGUGUGUCCACAGGUGCAGCAGCGGCCACUACAGCCCAGCCUUCGUUCGCCGAGCGUCUGAUAGGCCUCUUGCUGGACACGAGCAUCGCCGGGCAGCUGCACGCCAACACCAGACAGGGCAUCGUCAACGCACUCAUACUCCUGCGCAACAGGGACCAAGUCACAUGCACUCGGUAUGACGGUUCACACACAUGGAUGCCCUUGUGGAUGGAUGGAUGGAUGGACGUGUUGUGUGUGCGUGUGCAGCGUGUUGCCUGUGUGGUUUCACCUGUUUGCUCACGUCAAUGACAAGGCAAGCAGAGAGAGGGAAAGAGAGACAGAGAGAGAGGCGCACUGCACUCACUGUGCGUGAAUAUGUCUGUUCUGCGGCCAUUCCAUGCAGGCUCUGCGGAAGCAGCUGUUGACCCACAUAGUGCGCGACAUCACCAAGAUGAACAAACGCAACAAAGACAUGAAGGUCAGCCGGCCAGCGCCGCAGACACACACACUGCAUGGACAUAUGUGUGUGUGUGUCUUCACACACAGGUCAACAACGCCCUGAUAGCCUACCUGAGCACCCACCUCAAGGCCAACAGCAACGCCAUGUGCGCUAGGAAGGCCAUCGCCGUCAUGAUUGAAAUGCACAGGUAUGCAUCACACGCAAACACAACCACACGCACAUGCACACGCAUUGGGUAUCCAUGCAGGCGGUCUGUGUGGCGUGACGCGCGUGUGGUCAACAUCAUUGCGGGCGCCACCCUGCACACAGACCUGAAGGUCCGCAGAGCAGUGCACGUGUCCAUCCAUCCAUCCAUCCAUCCAUCCAUCUGUGUGUCUGCCACAGGUGUCACUAGCGGCGGCGCACUUCAUGCUGGGCAACAAGACGAAGGGACAGGUGCCCUCACACACACACACACACACACACAUCGAUCACUCACACACGCACAUCCGUGUUGGUUGAUGCAGGAUGAUGACGCGAGCGACGAGGAGCAGACCAAACACGACACUGCAGAGGUGACUGUGGGUGUAGUUGUAGGUGUAGGGAGAGAGUGUGUGUCUGCGUAUCUGCAGGUUGCGCGUGAGAUUGUUGGUGCCCGCAAGACAGCCGGGCGCAUCAAGAAACUCAAAAAAGCCAAACUGGUACGCCUGGCACAAUGCACCACCACGUAUGUGCUCUCGUGCACCUCUCUCUCUGUGUUGUGUGUGGUGAUCGACACAGAUGGUCAAGAAACAGGCGGAGAAGAAGAAAAAGAAGGCCAAGGGAGGUGAGCGCGCCACUCACACACUCAGGAAUUCACACACGCAUACACCUGUUGUGCACGCGAAUGCAGGGUCCGAUGGCGUUGUGAACUUCGCCGUGUUGGAUCUGGUCUACGACCCGCAGACACUCGCCGAACAGAUAUUCGGUCGGUCGGUCGGUCAGCCGAUGCACACGCGCACAUGGUCAUGUGUGUGUGUGGAUGAUUGCGUUGCGUGUGCAGCCCGUGUGCGCGGCAACAAGGAGCCCUUCUCGUUUCGACUGGUGCUGCUCAACCUGACCUCACGGCUCAUCGGUCAGUGAGUGAAUGCGUGUCUCUUCGUGGGAUGGAUGGACGAAUGUAUGGAUGUGUGUCUCGUGUGUGUGUGUGUGUUCAGGUCGUCACCAGCUGUUUGUGAUGAGUUUCUACUCGCACGUCAUGAGAUACCUCAGGCCGACACAGGUGCGUACGCACACAGACAGACAGACAAACAGACAUGGGUGCACUCAUGUGUCUGUCUACCAUGUGUGUGUCUGUGUGCUUGUGUGGUGUGUGGUGUGUGGUGUGCAGAGGGAGGUGACGCAGGUGCUGGCGUGUGUGGCGCAGGCCACUCACCCACUCAUACCGCCUGACGAGGUGCGCCCGUACAACACACACACAUACACACACUCAUCUGCUUGCAUGCGUGUGUGUCAUCUAUCCAUUCAUUCAUCCAUUCGCCAGCUGCAUCCGCUGAGCAAGUGUCUGAUGAACACGUUCGUGUCCGAAAACAACAGCUCACAGGUCAUCGCCGUCGGCCUCAACGCGGUAAGGAACAGCACACGGCCCACUCACAUCCAAACAGACACACAAACACCCAUGUGUGUGUGUGCGUGUGUGUGUGCAGAUCCGCGAGGUGUGUGCCCGUGCCCCGCUGGCGCUUGACGCCGACAUGCUCGCCGAUCUGUGCGAAUUCCGCACAUACAAAGACAAAGGUACCCAUAUACACAGAGAGAGAGAGAGGGAGGCAGCCACAUGUGUGUAAUGCGUGUGUGGGUGUAGGUGUGAUGAUGGCGGCGAAGGGUCUGAUCAACCAGUAUCGCGACACGUACCCCUCCCUGCUGCCGAAAGCCAUGCGCGGCAAAGAGGGAACCAUGGCCGUCAUCGCACACAAGGUACGUACCUUCACCCACCAGACACCCACCACACACGCGCACAACCCUCCAUCCCUCUUCGUGUGUCUUGUGUGUGCCAUCAGGACAAUCGUCCCCAGUACGGCCAGUCGACGGCCGCCACUCAGGUGGAGGGCAUCGACCUGCUCGCCAAGAAGGCGCAGCAGCAUGAACAAGAACAGCCCGAAGAUGAUGAGCAGGAACAAGACGAAGACGACGAGCAAGGAGACGGCCAGCAGCCAGACGAGGACAGCGACCUCGACAUCGAUGAGGACGACCUGGACGAGCUGCUAGACGAUGACAGCGAUGCUGAUGAGGGCGAGGACGACCUGCAGGAAGAGGGCGAGCCGCGUGGCAAGGGCACCAAGCGCAAGAGACCAGACGAUGAGCAGCAAAGUACCGACACCACCAGCGCCGCCAUGUUUGAUCGCGUCCUCGGCCAAGAGGACUUCGCAAAGAUCCGCAGGCAAGCACAAACACACAUACAGGCACCCCACCAUAGUGUCAUUUGUGUGUCCAUUGCUGCAUUCGUUAGGUUGAAGCUCAAGCACGACGCCGAGGUGGCCAUGGGCGGCAAAGGCAAGAAGCCGUUAUCGUCACAAAGGGCCGGUGGUGACGAGUGGGAGACCGACAGCGACGCUGAGAGCGAUGCGAGCGGGUCGGAGGACGAGAAGAGCGACGACCAGGAGGUGAGAAUGACGCCACAUACACACACACAAAUGCAGAAUGAUGUGGUGGUGCAGGCUGACACCGAUCGAGUGAAUCCCGACGACCUGCGGGGCGUGAGCAAGAAGAAGCGGACUCGAGCAGAGAAGCUCGCCAGUGUGCUCAAGGGACGCGCUGACAAGAAGAAGAACAAAGGUCCCCUCCCAACACACAGACGGGAGAGCAAUCCAUCCAUCGCCGUCUGUGACGGGAGAGCAAUCCAUCCAUCCCCGUCUGUGUGCACCGAUGCAGGCAAGAACAAGGGCGCUGGUGAUGCAGCGGCAGCGGUGGUGUCGAUGCCGAAUGCGGUCAAGAGCCGCAACAAGCCCAUCAUGAUGGUGCGCAACAAGCGGGCCCUCCAGGACAAGAGAAAGCAGGAUUUGCAGACCAAGGUGGCCGGCCUCCGCAAACACAUCAAGAACCUGAGGAUGAAGACCGGCGGCAAGGCCAGGAGACGCAAGAAGUAAAUGCUUGUGCUUGGUGCUGCAUGUGGUGCGAGUGAGAGGCUUUGUGUCGGUGGAUUCUUCGUGUGAGCCGUCUGAUCUCGAUCGCGACGCAAUCCGUGGCGUCUCGAGCUAAGACGCCAUGGGUUAGGUCGCGAUCGGCUGGGUGCACACACGAAGAAUGAACGACACACGCAGACAGACAGAGAAGCAAUGGAUGGAUGGACACUGCAUUCAUGUCGUUGGAUGUCAGGAGUUUCUGGUGGGUGUCUCAGCGGUUUUCCUGCUCCGAUUGUGUGUUGUGAGUGAACGUCGGGAUGUUUUUUGAUUGAUUAUCAAAGUGACGAGGCCUCAGUGGAUAAAGAUUGACACGC
Messenger RNA from Vitrella brassicaformis, 4450 nucleotides. The record is from the annotation of a GenBank genome assembly. Lineage: Eukaryota; Vitrellaceae.